Messenger RNA from Raphanus sativus (radish), 1828 nucleotides. RefSeq names its product probable FBD-associated F-box protein At1g32375. The transcript has 4 exons. Bases 258 to 1526 code for a protein of 422 amino acids. Gene Ontology annotation, molecular function: protein binding. NCBI's taxonomy places the organism in Eukaryota, Viridiplantae, Streptophyta, Magnoliopsida, Brassicales, Brassicaceae. The record is from RefSeq and is a predicted model, not a curated record.
UUGACAAAACUGGACAAAAAGUUAACCUAGUUGUGUAUAUAUAUUAAAAAGCGGUAAGACAAUUAUGGUUUUUUUUUUAAAUCAGUGAGAUAAGGAAUUAGGGUUUCUUUCUUGUUGAACGAGUAACGGAGGGUUUAGUUUUUUUUUUCGAUUGUUUGAUCCGAGAGGAAUUAUCGGUUAGACUACUAUAUCAUAGUAAACAUCUCUGCCGGCGAUUCUCUAGCGUCAGCCGUCAGCUUGGGGUGUGAGAGAGGAAGAUGGCUCAUGUGGAUAGGAUCAGUCAUUUGCCUGAAGCGCUACUCUUGAGAAUACUAUCAGAAUUGCCUACUACUAAAGAUGUUUUGGCCACAAUGGUUUUGUCAAAACAAUGGGAGCAUCUUUGGAAGUCAGUGCCGAAACUGGUAUACAACGAUAGCUGUCAGAAUAUUUAUGAUACUGGAAGGUUUUCUUGCUUUGUGGACAGGUCUUUGAUUCUGCACGAAGCACCGGUAGAAACUUUGCAUUUCAAACUAACUCAGAAAUCUCUUGCUGUUAAUGAUAUUGGAGUAUGGAUUACAAUUGCAGUUAAGUGCGGUGUGCGUGACAUGAUUAUCAAUAUCGACUGUUAUUCCUGUACAACUCCAGUCAUACUUCCAAGGAGUUUAUAUAAAGGCUCUAGAAUGCUUGUUUCCUUGAAACUAAAUAGUGUGACUCUUAUGGAUGUUUCUUCAUUGCCUUCUUUCCCGACCCUUAAAACUCUGAGCCUUGUAUCUGUCAAGUACCCAGGUGAUGAGUUUGUCAGGAGGUUUUUGUCGAGUUGUCCUGUUCUUGAAGCUUUGCGUGUGGAACAACGUCCCGAUGACAAUGUAACCAUUUUCACAGUUAAGGUACCUUCUCUCAAGAGUGCAACUUUGUAUAAAUCAGCAAGAAGAUGUACAGAAAGUGAAGAUGGAUUUGUAGUAGAUGCUCCUUCUUUGGAGUACUUGAACAUUUGUUUUCGUCCGGUUGGAUUUUGUGUCAUUGAAGAUAUGCCUAAAAUUGUUAAGGCAAAUGUUACUGCGUAUCAUAGUUCUUCUGGGGUGACUCUGACUUCUUUCACUUCAGCAAAGCGUCUCUCUAUAUGUUUACCAUACUCAAAGGAUGCAUAUUCUGUUGGUACUGUCUUCCACCGUCUUGUACGUUUAAGAAUAUUCACAUAUAAGACAGAGUGGUUGAAUCUACUUAUGUGUUUGCUCAAUGAUUCCCCUAAUUUACGGCAUCUCAAACUUCAAAAGUGCCAUGAGAUUGAACUCGCACGCCCCUGCUGGAAUGACCCGAGCUCAGUUCCUGAGUGUCUGUCAUCGAGUCUAGAAACUCUUGAAUGGGAAGGAUAUGAAGGAAGAAAAGAAGACAAAGAAGUAGUAGCAUUCAUAUUAAGAAGCGGAAGAUGUUUGAAGAAAGUAACCAUCUCCUCUAAAUCCACUGACUCCGACAAGAAACUUGAGAUGCUCAAGGAGUUGUCCUUGUCAUUCAGGCGUUCACCUACAUGUCAGCUUGCAUUCGACUGAACUUGCGCUCAGUAGUCAAAGUUGGGUUGUUUUUGGUCCCAUAUCUUAUAAACGUUAGAAAAACGUGAUUUUCUUCUAAUCAUUUCGUUUUACUAUUUUGAAUAGACAGCAAAACCCUCUGUUUCUUAUGUUUUCGGCUGAGAAGUUGGAUUGUGAUGAGUUGGAUUGUAUGGAUAUGAUAAGUUAGUUACUGCUCUUGAAGAGAUUGUCGUUAAUAUCUACGACAAAAGUUGUACUAAUAUCUAGAGACUACAACGAAUGUUGUGACAACAAUAGUUUUGACAAAACAUUAAAACUGAAAA